Nymphaea colorata (pocket water lily) is the source of this 791-nucleotide messenger RNA. Its product is annotated as probable calcium-binding protein CML15. Lineage: Eukaryota; Viridiplantae; Streptophyta; Magnoliopsida; Nymphaeales; Nymphaeaceae. The transcript has a single exon. The record is from RefSeq and is a predicted model, not a curated record. Gene Ontology annotation, molecular function: enzyme regulator activity; calcium ion binding. Bases 30 to 521 code for a protein of 163 amino acids.
CGAGUCUAGAGAGAGGGAGAGAGAGAGAGAUGACGAUGGAGAUGAAGGUGGAGCAUCUGAAUCAGCUCAGGGAGAUAUUCAAUCGGUUCGAUAUGGAUUCCGACGGCAGCCUCACCCAGCUAGAGCUCGCCGCCUUCCUCCGCUCCCUCGGCCUUAUCAGCAACGCGGCCGGCGGCCCCUUGCCGGGCGACCAGGUCCGCCUACUCCUCGGUCACAUGGACGCCAACGGCAAUGGCCUGGUCGAGUUCCACGAGAUGGUCGAAGCCAUCGCGCCGGAGCUCAGCAGGCAGGAGGAGCUUCUCCGCCUCUUCCAGGCCUUCGACCAGGACGGCAACGGCUACAUCACCGCCGCGGAGCUCGCCCGCUCCAUGGCCAAGCUCGGCCACGCCCUCACCCUCCGCGAGCUCACCGACAUGAUUCGGGAGGCCGACUCCGACGGCGAUGGCGCCAUCAGCUUCCCGGAGUUUGCCUCCGUCAUGGCGAAGUCGGCCGCCGAUUCCAAACUUGGCGGAAAAUUUUAGAACUGUGAACCUUGAGUCUCCGUCCCAACCUAACAAUUGAGAACGUCAAGAAUCGCGGUCGACCGACUAAUCGAUGAAACCACGCGCCUUAGAAGACAUGGCUACGGUUUCUUCUCCUUCUUCUUAUGUUCUUGGGCAAUUUUCUCCCCAUUACUUUGAGGGGGUUGUUUGGCGUUCUCUAUCUUCUUUUCCUUUGCCAAGAAAAUAUUUCUCCUUUUGUUUCAUUUUCUUUUUCUUUUGUAAGUAAAGAUAUUUCGCUUGAUUUGUGAA